Molecule: messenger RNA, 1020 nt
Organism: Zingiber officinale
Lineage: Eukaryota; Viridiplantae; Streptophyta; Magnoliopsida; Zingiberales; Zingiberaceae
Product: zinc finger MYM-type protein 1-like
Exons: 1
Coding region: 1-1020 (339 amino acids)
Source: RefSeq, a predicted model, not a curated record
AUGUCAAGUGAACAUAUUCCUAAGCGAACAAAAUCAAGGUUAACUCUUCAUCAAUUUUACAACAAAGCAAAUGAUGGCCAAAUAAGUGCAAUUAAUUCUUCAAUGAAUGUUGAUGAUGCCUCAUCUCCUUUUCAAGAAUCUCCAAAAAUUAAAGUUGAGAAAGUUGAUAUUCCAUCAACGAUUGAUGCUCCUUACUUGGAACGUGAUCCUGGAUUACGUUUGCCAAUAUGGUCGCAUCCCGUGGAUAUGCGUGAUGAUGUUAGAAAGAAUUAUAUCAAAAUGGGGCCAUGUCAACCUAAAUUGAGUAAGUAUCCACCUAUUGCAUAUUCAAAUCAAAAUCAACAUUUUCAAUAUGGUUGGUUUGCACAAUUUCCAUGGUUAGAUUACUCAAAAGCAAAAAAUAGUGCAUUUUGUUUUCCAUGUUAUCUUUUCGACAAAUGUUCCUCGAAGUAUGUUACAUUUACUCAUGAAGGAUUUCAAGAUUGGAAGAGAGUCAAAGAAAGGAAGAAAUGCCCAUUUGCACAACAUGAGGGCAAUAUGAAUUCACUACAUAAUUUUGCUAUGAAAAAGUGGAAUAAUUUAGUGGAUUCAUCUCAUCGCAUUGUCAAAGUUAUAAACAAGGUAACUUCUCAAGAAAUACUGAGUAAUCGAUUACGACUUAAGACUUCAAUAGAGAGUAUGAAAUGGUUAGCUAUGCAAGGGUGUGCAUUUAGAGGUCAUGAUGAAUCUAUCCAUUCUACUAAUCGUGGAAAUUUCAUUGAAUUGGUUAAGUUGCAAGCAAGAGUGAAUGAAGAAAUUGCUUCAGUUGUCUUAGAAAAUGCUCCUCAAAAUGCCAAGUAUACAUCUUCCAAGAUUCAUAAAAAAUUAUUGCAUAUUUUCGCUAAUAAAGUGCAAAAUAUGAUUCGUGAAGAAGUGGGGGAUGCCAAGUUCUGUAUUCUUGUUGAUGAAACUCUUGAUGAAUCAAAUAAGGAACAGAUGGCCAUCAUUUUGAGAUAUGUGGACUGCAAGGGCAUUGUUUGA